AUGCAUGCAGCUACUGCUUGCAUCAAAGCAAGCAAGGACUCAAAAAGCAACCAGACGCGCUCUCUGCUCAUCAGGGACUUCGGGUUUGCAUACGGGCUGAGUUCCGCCUUCAUGCCCGGGCUCGCCACGGGGAUGUGUCACAUCAUCAAAACUUUGGACGAUAACACUUUCCUGAGCGACGUUGAAGAGUUUAGGAUCAACACAAUCGCGAUCGUGGUCCUGAAUUUCCCGACGGUGCUGCGUCUGGGCAGAGAGCGUCAGGAUUUGCUCCAGCAUUUCCGGCACGUGCUUGUGGGUGGCGGCGCUAUCCCGCAGGCCCACGUCACCGCUGCGGCCAGCACCAUGCCUGGGGUCUUCAUCCAGAAAUGUUACGGCGCGUCGGAGAUGUUCGUGAUAGCACAAGACCCUUUGGGCGGCGGCAAGCCAGGGUUCACAGGCAGCGUCUUCCCCAACGUUGAGCUCAAACUCAAGGAUCUCAACUCAAAGGAUUUCUUACCUGCCAACCAAAUAGGAAUUCUAUUCAUCAAAAGCCCCAGC
Messenger RNA from Hyalella azteca, 537 nucleotides. RefSeq lists its product as uncharacterized. The annotation marks the transcript as partial. The record is from RefSeq and is a predicted model, not a curated record. NCBI's taxonomy places the organism in Eukaryota, Metazoa, Arthropoda, Malacostraca, Amphipoda, Hyalellidae. Gene Ontology annotation, molecular function: CoA-ligase activity. The transcript is spliced from 4 exons.